UCUAUCAAGUGUCUUUGAAAAUACUGUCUCACUCUCUGUCUUCCUGCGCAUAACGGCAGGAAAAACUUCAUCUGCCGCGGAUCUCUCAGGUUCACAAGGAAUCAUUUUACAUCACCUAACACUCCUAAAUAAAACAGCUCAUCAGGAAGCCAUCAUCACACUGAUCUUCUGCUAACAUGGCUAAUCCAGAUGUGGUUACUGUCCGGGUCUUCUCUCUAAACUGUUGGGGCAUCCGCUACCUUAGCAAACACUGUCGCCAGCGCUAUGCCAUGAUUGGUGAUAUGUUGCGCAAAGAACAACAUGAUAUAGUCUUACUACAGGAGGUGUGGAGUGAGAAGGACUAUCUGUCCUUGAACAAGAAGCUGGCCUGCACUCAUCCUCACUCUCAUUACUUCAAAAGUGGAGUCUUUGGCAGUGGGCUGGCAAUUUUCUCUAAACACAGAAUCCAUGAUGCAUUUCUUUAUCGCUACUCAGUGAAUGGCUAUCCAUACAUGGCUCACCACGGCGACUGGUUUGGAGGUAAAGCUGUUGGCCUGGCCGUUCUAAACAUUGGCAAACUGAUGGCACACGUCUAUGUCACUCACCUGCAUGCUGAGUACUGCAGAGAGAAGGACUCUUAUCUACCUCACAGAGUGGUUCAGGCCUGGGAGCUGCAGCAGUUCAUUCGUCACACCUCUGCGGGGGCAGAUGUGAUCAUAGUCGGUGGUGACCUCAACAUGCACCCUGAGGAUGUCGGCAACAGGCUUCUCAGGACUUACACUGGACUGCGAGACUCUUACUUGGAGACUUCUAAAUUUGAUGGAUAUGAAGGCGGUAUGACCCUUAUAGCAGAAAACCCUUUCACCAAUGACAAGGAGAUUGUUCCCUUCAAGAAGGGAAUCCGAAUUGACUACAUUCUCUUCAAGGGAUCAGGUAAAGUGGACAUUAGCUGUGAAUCCAUGUCCACCACCAAAGGCUCAGUCCCUGACCAGCCGUUCCCCUAUUCUGACCAUGAGGCCCUGUCUGCUGAGCUGAGGCUCCAACUGUGUUCUGCUGUCAGACUUGACAAGAAAUCAGAGGAUAAGGACGCCACAGCUGCAGGCAAAGUGGCCGUGUUGGUGGACAUUAUGACGGAGGCCCGCACAGAAGUCAAAGUGGGCUUGCAUUGCGCUGAGAGGAUGCGCUACACAGCCAAACGCACCGGAGCCAUGGGGCUGGCACUGCUGUUUCUGGAGCUGGCCAUCGCUGCCAUGCCCUGGCUGGCUCUGGGAACAGAACAACCUUUCCCCCGAACCUCCUUCUAUCUGCUGGCUGCACUCUGCUUUGCCAUCCUGCUGACAACGUCUCUGCUGUACAUGUUCUGCACCAUGGAGGUAAAAUCCCUUCAAGGUGCUGAAGACCAGAUGAGGUUGGCUGUGGGCAGUCUGCAGGAGAAGCUGCGCGGUUUUCCUCCACUUCAGCUGCAAGACACCGAGCAAAAGCAGCCCGAGGGCGAGGAGCCCGGAGCCUUUGCCCCGGGGGAAUAGCUCCUCAUCCAACACGGCUCCUUCUUCUCCAGCCACGCACCUCCGAAUGUGUUUCUUACUGCUGAGAUUAGGAUUCGUACUGUAAAAUGAAGGCAUGAACCCACAAUUGGAAAGAGAUUUAGAAAGUAGUGCAGGACACCUGAAACUUUUUAUAUAUACAUAUACUUUUU
This is a messenger RNA of Thalassophryne amazonica, 1675 nucleotides long. RefSeq names its product sphingomyelin phosphodiesterase 2b (gene smpd2b). The record is from RefSeq and is a predicted model, not a curated record. Bases 177 to 1505 code for a protein of 442 amino acids. Gene Ontology annotation, molecular function: sphingomyelin phosphodiesterase activity. The transcript has 11 exons. NCBI's taxonomy places the organism in Eukaryota, Metazoa, Chordata, Actinopteri, Batrachoidiformes, Batrachoididae. Gene Ontology annotation, cellular component: cytoplasm.